UUCAGGAGAUGCUAAAAUAAUGGAACAUUAUAUGUCUUUUUUUGGAGGAAAACUUGUAGAUAAAUGGGAUACGAAAUGUACUCACUUAACAAUGAAGGAAUUCAGAUUGACUGUGAAAGCAUUACACGCCUUAGUUGAACAGAGACCAAUCGUUACUCUUGACUACUGGCGAAAUUUUGUGGACGCUGCACGCCGUGGACGUAGUACACUCCCCCAACCCAAUGAAUACAAGCCUAUAAAUAGCAAUGAUUUGAUGGGACAUAAUCUAGAUUGCACAAUAACACCGGCUCGUAAAACUGUUUUCAGCGGUAUGACAUUUGUGUUUAUGAAUGCGAACCAGCUUGAAAUAUAUGGACCCAUUAUAAUUAAAGCCGGUGGAGCUACAAAAGCUCUAAAAUUUUGUGUGCCAAAAUCUUUUUUACUUAAAAGUAACGUAGUUGUUUUGCAAUAUGUGCCCUCUACCCCAUCGCAAGGUACGCAAACGAUUAAUGUCAUUGAGAGUAAGUUUUUAUAAGUUCUUCGUUAUUUUUCCUUA
Molecule: messenger RNA, 535 nt
Organism: Teleopsis dalmanni
Lineage: Eukaryota; Metazoa; Arthropoda; Insecta; Diptera; Diopsidae
Product: nibrin-like
Exons: 1
Coding region: 20-514 (164 amino acids)
Biological process (GO): double-strand break repair via homologous recombination; mitotic G2 DNA damage checkpoint signaling
Cellular component (GO): Mre11 complex
Molecular function (GO): damaged DNA binding
Source: RefSeq, a predicted model, not a curated record